UUUCUCUCAUCUUCUUUUUUUUUUCUCAAUUAACAUCACUCCCAAUAAAGCAGAGAUAUAUAUAUAUAAAAUGCAAUUGAAAUUUGUUUCCCUCGGUUUGAUUGCCACCAUGUUGGUCUCCGUUUCUGCUCGUCCAUUACACUCUGAAGAGGUAGCUCUUGCUGCUCGCGGCUGUGGUUCUUGUGGCGGCGGUGGUGGAGGUGGUAUUACAGAUGGUCUUCCUGUAGGCGAUCUUACCGGCGGCCUUACCAACGGUGGUCUUCCUGUUGAUACUGUUACAGGUGCCGUUACUGGUGUUGGCGGUGGUGUUGGCGGUGGUAGUGGUUCUUUAGCCAAUGUCAGUGGUAAUAAUAUUCAAUUAGACAAUACCGCUAGUAAUAUCUUGAACAAUCUGAACGUGUCGGAUAACUUGAAUAACGCUGAUGUUGAUGUUCUCACCGGUGGUGAUAGCCACAAUGGUGGAUGUGGUGGUUCCGGUUGCGGUGGUGGUGGACAUCAUGGUGGCAACGGUGGUGGUCAUCAUGGUGGUAACGGUGGUGGUCAUCAUGGUGGCAACGGUGGUAACGGUGGUGGACAUCACGGUGGUGGACAUCACGGUGGCAACAGUGGUUGUGGUAGCUCUGGUGGUUGUGGUAGUGGUAGUAAUGAUAAUGAUAAUGACUUCCUCGGAGAUGACUUCUUCGACAAUGACCAUACUCAUGGACCCGAUUGCGCAUAAAGAAAAGGACUCGGAAUACAUGCAUUUAUUAUUAUAUUUUUUUUACCCUAUUAUGGGAAUACUGAAUACCCUUAAUACAGUUCCCAUAUCACAUACACAAACACAUAAACAACUUUUUUAUUCAUUUAUAAAACCAAUAAAAAAAAACCCAAUAGUAACUUAACAUCUU
Molecule: messenger RNA, 887 nt
Organism: Mucor mucedo
Lineage: Eukaryota; Fungi; Mucoromycota; Mucoromycetes; Mucorales; Mucoraceae
Exons: 2
Coding region: 71-718 (215 amino acids)
Source: RefSeq, a predicted model, not a curated record